Messenger RNA from Ilex paraguariensis (yerba mate), 1210 nucleotides. The record is from the annotation of a GenBank genome assembly. Lineage: Eukaryota; Viridiplantae; Streptophyta; Magnoliopsida; Aquifoliales; Aquifoliaceae.
CGACCAUAUUUUCACGACACAAAACAGUCUUGUUUUCUACACCUUGGACUCUUAUCAUCUAUUCCUUGUACUGAAAAGAUGACCUUGAGUAUGAGAAAGAAUUUGCUAACAAUUUUUCUGGUCUGCCUUCUCGCCGAAGCCUUACCAAAAUCAGUUGUGGGUCAGAAUUGUGGCUGUGCUGCGGACCUAUGUUGUAGCCAGUAUGGUUAUUGUGGUAGCGGCAAUGAAUACUGUGGCCCAGGGUGCCAGGCAGGCCCUUGUUUCUCACCACCAAGCAGUAACGGUGGUUCAGUUGCAGAUAUUGUGACAGACGCAUUCUUCAAUGGGAUUGCUGAUCAAGCUGGCGCCGGUUGCGCCGGGAAGGGGUUUUAUACCCGAGCUGCAUUUCUUGAAGCCCUCAGUUUAUAUUCUCAAUUUGGUAGUGUGGGUUCUGCUGAUGAUUCUAAGCGGGAGAUUGCCGCUUUCUUUGCUCAUGCAACUCAUGAGACUGGCCGCUUUUGCUAUACAGAAGAGAUAGAUGGUUCUUCAAAGGAUUACUGCGACGAGAAUAAUACAGAGUAUCCCUGUGCACCGAACAAAGGUUACUAUGGCCGAGGUCCUCUUCAGCUAUCAUGGAAUUACAACUACGGUCCAGCCGGAGCAAGCAUUGGCUUCGAUGGACUAAACAAUCCGGAGACUGUGGCCACAGACAGAGUCGUGUCCUUCAAGGCCGCCCUGUGGUAUUGGAUGAACGCCGUUCACUCUGUCAUAACUUCCGGCCAAGGGUUCGGGGCAACCAUUCGAGCCAUUAACGGUCAACUCGAAUGUAAUGGCGCAAAUACUAAUGCCGUUAAUGCCCGUGUUGCGUAUUACACAGACUAUUGCAAUCAACUUGGUGUUUCCCCCGGGGAUAAUCUGACAUGUUAGGGCAUGAAUUUCCCUUUCACUUUAAAUUUGGUUUUCUCAAAUAAGUUUCCUUUUUGGUUGGCUUUUCUGUCCAAUCACAUGAUUUGGAAGAAAUAAAGAAUAACAAGGAGUAAGAACUUUAUUUUGCUCUCUUGAUUACUUACGGUGGAUUCCGUUAGAAUACCAAAAUCCAUUUUUCAUCAAAAAAGUGGAUCACGUAUAAAAUUUUCUUAUUUUAUUAUUUUACCAUGUACCCAUGAUUGCAAAUUAUUCAAACCAAAAUCAGUAGUUCCAAAUUAAUUUUGGCAUGGUAGCUCUGUAAUUC